Tripterygium wilfordii is the source of this 876-nucleotide messenger RNA. Its product is annotated as 30S ribosomal protein 3, chloroplastic-like. Lineage: Eukaryota; Viridiplantae; Streptophyta; Magnoliopsida; Celastrales; Celastraceae. The record is from RefSeq and is a predicted model, not a curated record. Gene Ontology annotation, cellular component: ribosome. The transcript is spliced from 2 exons. Gene Ontology annotation, molecular function: structural constituent of ribosome. Gene Ontology annotation, biological process: translation. The coding region runs from base 69 to 629 and encodes 186 amino acids.
AAAAUGGCAAUUCUUUUCGCAUAAGCUCUCUUUACCUCUCUGUCUCUGUCUCUCUCUCAAGGCACAAAAUGCUUCCAAUGUCAAUUCAAGCAGGCAUGAGCGCCACAAUUAAUCCCUUAACGGUACCUACUCGAAAUGUCCUUGGCUACACAGCCGUGAAGACUCCAAUCUGUCUUGCAUCAAAACCAUCUUGUUUACAUUCGUAUUCCCUCGCUCUGCGUGAGCUGAGACCAAAUCGAAAAGGAACAAACAAUUCGAGGGUGUCAGCUUCGGCAGUCGCAAUUGACGAAGAAGAAGGAAAGCAGCCAGCUGAUGAUUCCACCAUCCCUACCGCACCACUCAAAGAGAAGCUUGGAGUGGUUGUAAAGCCAAUGGAGAAACCACGGCUUGUAUUGAAAUUUAUUUGGAUGGAAAAGAACAUUGGCAUUUCCCUUGAUCAGAGUAUACCUGGGCAUGGAACAAUCCCACUCAGCCCUUACUACUUUUGGCCGAGGAAAGAUGCUUGGGAAGAGCUCAAGGUGUUGCUUGAAAGUAAGCCCUGGAUAUCCCAGAAGCAGAUGAUUCUCCUUCUGAAUCAGGCUACAGAUAUUAUUAAUUUGUGGCAGGCAAGUGGUGGCAAUUUGUCAUAAGUUUAUAAAUUUUAAGGGAUUUAAGACUUAUUUGGUACAGUUCUCCCUUGCAAAUGUUAGUAUUGCCUCUUUGUAAGCUGUUCCAGUAAUUCUUUCUGGACCCAUCGCAUUGCUUUCAGUCUUCUGAAAAUGGAAUCUGGGUUGUAUUACUCAUUUUGUUUAUGUGAGUUCAUAAUGAUGCUAGAUGUGAGAAUUUAUUUACGUUGAAAAUCAGGAUUCGAUAACGUGAUUUAAGUAUUUAACAUGU